Ectocarpus sp. CCAP 1310/34 is the source of this 1281-nucleotide messenger RNA. NCBI's taxonomy places the organism in Eukaryota, Phaeophyceae, Ectocarpales, Ectocarpaceae. The record is from the annotation of a GenBank genome assembly.
UUUGCUGGUGUCACAACCUUGAGGUGUUGGAAGCAAACGACAACUACUUGGAGAAACUCCCGGCGAGGCUGGGGGAAAUGAAGCAACUCAGGCACCUGAGCUUCUUCUCGGCAACAACCAGCUCAAGAAGCUGCCCUACAGCGUUGGGUUUCUGACCAGUCUCAAGACACUGCAGCUGUACAACAACCCUUUGGCCGACCCUCCGGCAGAGCUAUUGCUGUUGGGCAUGGGGGCUAUGCUGUGGGAAUGCCGGAAAAGACAUUGGAUGCAAGUUCGAGGGCCUCCGCCUGUCGUCCGUGUGCACGGUUUCGGGAUAGAGGCAAGUAGAGGGAUAUGAUGGGGUUCGUCGUGCACGUUUCCACCCAGUACCGUUUCAUCUUUUGGGUUGAGGAUCGUAAGGACCAAGAGGUGUGCUUGGUUUGAGAUAGAGGACGGUACCAGACCGUGGACGUUACAGCUUCAUCGCCGAUGCGGUCUAGACAAGCCCUGUGUGUCAUCAGGGUGUAUGGACUACCGAUAGAAGAAACAACGUUCGAGUCUUCGAUUUUUUUUCCCCGAGAUUUCACGUCAUGUUUUUUGUUGAUUUACUAAGUGCCUUACUUCGAAAACAUAGUAGAGCUUUUAUGUAGAGCGUUUGAAGUCCACGACUUGAACCAUCCUCAACUCGAUAGCCCAUCAGAGUAGAUGGGACUGCCUCUCUUACCAUUCUCACUAACGUAUGAUACCUCUUGAGAAUCGGAUGAAGGCCCUCCUAAAAGGAGAGAAAACCAUAGCCAACGAAAACAAACACGUACACGUGUUGUUGAGCAUGGGAACAAUGCGAGUGGCAAACAAUCGGAUAGUCACAUGAACAUUUGUACAACUGUUGCUAAUCCGUUCUAAAUGCAUUCUAGGAGGAGAAGCUGGAGCUCCAGCCGGAGUUUGACCGCAAGCUUGCGAAACGCAUUAAAAUGGCCGGGCGUAGCGGGGAGCUGAACUUUAUGAUGGAGGGGCUCACGUACUUUCCGAUGGGGGUAUUCCAAGAAGAAGUAAGGCAAUCGGAUGAGUCAUGUGUGUUGAUGCGAGACCCAGACUUUGCCAAGAGAGAGCGUACCACGAGAUAUCGACCCACUUCAUCGAUUCUCUUAUCGAAUGGAUGAGAUCUACGGUGCAUGGUGGUGAAUGAUCAUUUGUGACUUCCUUGUAUUGGGGCCUUGAGUGUUGGCUUGGGAUUGUGACGGGAAACGCAGAGUUGACAACGGCUUCUGCAUAUCAACACUGACCACAACACGACACAAUACG